CUGGACCAACACAGUCCUUCUCUUCCUUGUCCUCCUACUUUCGUCUCUUCCAUCACCUCUAUACCAUCGAGGAGAGAAAUCACCUCGACCGCUUUGCCGCCUAAACAGCCGACGCUUCCACGCCGGGCAAGUCGACCAUGAAGGUCGCCACCUCAGCACUCCUCAUCGGAGUCGCAGCUGCUUCGAUUCCGCAGCAACAGCAGCCAUUGCAACCUCCAAAGGUCGUUCAGGAUGCUCUCAACGCCGCUGGCGAUAAGGUCUCUGGCUGGGCGAAGCCAUUGAAGCACCUCCAAGAUGAGCUGAAACACCUUACCGCUGAAGCUCAGUCUGCGUGGGACGAAGUGGCUAUGAUGUUCCCUGAAGAGAUGUCGAAAGCCUCGUUCUUCUCUACGCCCAAGAAGCACACCCGCAAGCACGAGCGCGAAUGGGAUUUCGUGACCAAGGGCGAGCACAUCGAGCAGAUGUUCAGCGUCAACUCCAAGGGCGAGAAGCAGCGCGAGAUCGACGGCCAUCUCGAGCAGUUCAACCUCCGUACCAAGAAGGUCGACCCAAAGAGCCUCGGUGUUGACACAGUCAAGCAGUACUCGGGCUAUUUGGACAAUGAGGAGGACGACAAGCAUCUCUUCUACUGGUUCUUCGAAUCCCGCAAUGACCCCAAGAACGACCCAGUCGUGCUCUGGUUGAACGGAGGCCCAGGCUGCUCAUCUCUCACUGGACUUUUCAUGGAGCUUGGCCCAUCAUUCAUCGGCAAGGAUCGCAAGCCAUCGUACAACCCAUCCAGCUGGAACGCCAACGCUUCUGUCAUCUUCUUGGACCAGCCAGUUAACGUUGGUUACUCCUACUCUGGCAGCGCUGUCAGCAGCACUGUAGCUGCAGGCAAAGACGUCUACGCUCUCUUGACCCUCUUCUUCAAGCAGUUCCCAGAGUACGCAAAGCAGCCGUUCCACAUCUCUGGUGAAUCUUACGCUGGCCACUACAUUCCUGUCUUUGCCUCCGAGAUCCUGUCGCACAAGAACCGCAACAUCAACCUGCAGUCUGUCUUGAUCGGUAAUGGACUUACCGACGGCUACACUCAAUAUGAGUACUACCGCCCAAUGGCAUGUGGCGAUGGUGGCUGGCCAGCAGUGCUUGAUGAGUCGUCUUGCCAAAGCAUGGACAACUCGCUUGCUCGCUGCCAAAGCUUGAUCGAGAGCUGCUACAAGAGCGAGUCUGUCUGGUCCUGUGUCCCAGCAAGCAUCUACUGCAACAAUGCUUUGAUUGGUCCAUACCAGCGUACCGGCCAGAACCCAUACGACGUUCGCGAGAAGUGCAAGGGCGGAAACUUGUGCUACGACGAGCUCAACUGGAUUCAAGAAUACCUCAACCGCGACGAUGUCAUGAAGGCUCUUGGAGCUGAGGUCGACAGCUACGACUCCUGCAACAUGGACAUUAACCGCAACUUCUUGUUCAAUGGCGACUGGAUGCAACCAUUCCACCGCUUGGUCCCAGAUAUCCUGAAGGAGAUUCCUGUCCUCGUCUACGCCGGUGAUGCCGAUUACAUUUGCAACUGGCUCGGUAACCUCGCCUGGACCCAGGCACUUGAGUGGCCUGGUCAGAAGGCUUACGCCAAGGCGCCUAUGGAGGACCUUACUCUCCAGUCCGACAGCAAGACUAAGACUGGUUCAGUCAAGUCUUCUGGCAACUUCACUUUCAUCCGCAUCCAUGCUGCCGGCCACAUGGUGCCAUAUAACCAGCCUGAGGCGUCGCUUGACUUCCUCAACCGAUGGAUCGGCGGAGAGUGGGUCGAGAACUAAGGGAAGUUUGAUGCACACAAGGAUGUAUCUAUGAACUUGAACUAGGUGCGACACAGCAUUAGACUGUAUAUGCCACAGAAAUGAUAUUACCCAAUCAGGCAACGAGAUCAUGGUUUUCUAUUGCAGCACGUCUAUGUGAUCAAAAUAACAGAGCGCAGACGAGCCUUGUCGACAAGGCGUCGGUCGCACAGUGCCCAUCGAAUGGCCUUGCUCUCGAUGCCGGCCUUACUGGACGCGUGAGCAGGAGCAGUCACUACUUGCUGCGUCUUGCCCAGGCCUGGUACCUGUUCUCUGAGUUUGAACACGCGUAAGUGUCUGUCACCGCUUCUUCGCCCACUGCU
This is a messenger RNA of Cercospora beticola, 2134 nucleotides long. RefSeq names its product carboxypeptidase C PRC1 (gene PRC1). The record is from RefSeq and is a predicted model, not a curated record. Gene Ontology annotation, molecular function: serine-type carboxypeptidase activity. Lineage: Eukaryota; Fungi; Ascomycota; Dothideomycetes; Mycosphaerellales; Mycosphaerellaceae. Gene Ontology annotation, biological process: proteolysis. Gene Ontology annotation, cellular component: fungal-type vacuole.